Orbicella faveolata is the source of this 1380-nucleotide messenger RNA. RefSeq lists its product as uncharacterized. Lineage: Eukaryota; Metazoa; Cnidaria; Anthozoa; Scleractinia; Merulinidae. The record is from RefSeq and is a predicted model, not a curated record.
GAUAGGGUGUGAGACGCGAAUUUAUGAAUAUUAAACAGUUGCUGUUGUUGUAGAAAAAUUUGAUAUGUAGACCAUUAGCAAGUGUAACUCUUACCCCAUUUUUUUUUGCAUAUAUGUGGAGGUUGCGUGACUCGCAACAAAACAGGAAGCAGUAUCGUCACCAGACCAAACGAAUAAGCUGCCGGCAAGGUCCACCAUGAACUUGCAGAAAAAAAGAAAUGGGCUGACUGCAGCUACUACUGUUUAUGGCAAGUGUAUCCAUAUUGAGGCCUUUGAAAAGUUAAUGGAAGGCUUUGACAUAUGGAACAACUUCACCCCUUCACUUGCACGAGGCACAAAUUCUCAUGAUCACACUUACCAAGAUGAAAGUCAUGAAUUUUUGCCUUUAAAUGGCACUAAUUUUACCAUGUUUGUACGUGGAAAUAGAAAGCAUGGUGUGGUUGGUCUCCAGGGUGCCCUGAUCACUUGCUUUACCUGUGAUCAUCAGGUACAUGCCUGUGAACAUGGCACAAAAAUUUUGGAAUCUGAGGAAGUUUUGGAACACAAAAUGCCUGAUUUCCUAGUGGAUUUUUUUUGCUGAGAAAAAUUAUCGGGAAUCCACUGUAGUUUCAGAAAACACCUCCCGUAAAGAAUGGAAAUUAAGACCAGUGUCUUCGAAUAAAAUUCCAUUUCAACUAUCUACAGCCCAGAAAGAAAUAUUCUCCACUUUGGAAAAUGUGCUACAAAUAAAAAUGUCCUCUACUGAUCUUGUGCUGCUUACCCCCAGCUUACCUCCCUGCUGCCCAAAGUGUUCAUCUCAGUGCAUUGGUCAGCCAAGGAAAGUUUUGUGCUUUUUGAAAAAGCAAAUGUUGCAUUGUGAAGGUAGGAAAUUCCUUGCAUUUUCAUGUUGAGAAUUUUGCAAAAAUGCCUUUAACUCACCAAUGAAUUGGAUAGAAGUGACUGUUUACAAUGAGGGUUUGUGCUGUGGAUGAUGGAGGAAGGUUUAAAUUAGCUCCUCAUCUCAAAAAGUCAAAUGCCUGUUCUGAUUAAUUAAGAGUCCAAUUCUCGAAUGAAUUCACUGAACCAAGUUGCUCACAGAAGCUGGCAUGUUUGAUGAAGGGUUGCCACUGCAUAUGAUUGAUUUGUAACUUACUGGCUAGAGCCAAACAAACCCAGUUUGUUCUAGGUAGAAAGUGCUGAAAACCUUUAAGGCUAGGACUGACACCUAAAUCUUUGAUCAACUUAUUGUUUAUUACCCUAGCAAUCUUUAGUCGCAUUCAUAAUGCAAACUGAAUGGAUUCCAAUCCACAAUUUAAGUUCAUUUCUAUUCAUAAAUGUCCUUCCUAUUAUUUUUUUUAAUAACAAUUCAAUAAUGGUUUGUGAUAUUCUCAAAUGUAUGUU